AUGCAAUUAGGGUUCUCCGACCUGCGGCUGCUCCCGGCCCGCACGCGUCUUUCCACGCUCCUCCGCGUCAAGUACAUUGUCGUCACCACACAGCUCGUCGGAGAUUUCCCCAUCGACGGCUCGCAGGUUACUCACCCCGACGUUCUCUUGAACUAUGUUUCUUGGUGCACGGCGUCAAGAAGCUCCUUGAUUACUCUGUCUAAGGCGACGGUCGCAUCCCUUUUCCUCCAUCACCACCGUCGCCGCCGCCCGCUCAUGGGCUCCCAGAAGGAAAAAAAACCAUUCUUUCCACGACGAGGUUAA
Messenger RNA from Striga asiatica, 303 nucleotides. The record is from the annotation of a GenBank genome assembly. NCBI's taxonomy places the organism in Eukaryota, Viridiplantae, Streptophyta, Magnoliopsida, Lamiales, Orobanchaceae.